CCGUAUGCAUGGAGCCCUGGACCCAAACUAAGAGUCAUUCCUGAAACUGUAGGGAAUUUGGAACCAAAUGCCACAGGUGCAGUCCUCAUAUCCCAAGUCCCUACAGCCCGAGUUUGCCUACAAAGUAAGGACUCUUUACUCCAAUUGUUCCACUGCCCCUGUAGAUACUGUGUUGCCAAUGCAGAACCAGAGGCACAGGCCAACACUGGCUCCUAACCACGUGCAGGAGGUGCAUCUGCAUCGAGUGGAGUCCAUCAGUGACCUGCACAGUGGAGGCUCACUACGGCCCUGUCUGGCUGAAGAGGCGCAGGCCUGGGAGGAGCUUCUGGGUGUCUUACCACCGUCACUGUGCACCCAAGCUGGUUGCAGCCCCGUGUGUGGCCGUGGGGGGUUCCUUCUGCUAUUGGCACUGCUGGUGUUCACCUGCCUGGCACUAGCCAUCAUAGCUGUCUACCUAAGUGUGCUGCAGAGUGAAUCCCUGAGGGUGUUGGCACACACGCUGCGCACACAAGAGGAGACUCUGCUCAAAUUGCGUCUGGCUAGCCUCAGCCAGCUAAGAAGGCUCAACUCCAGUGAGGCUCGGGCACCCAGCUGAGAUGCCAUCUGUAUGUGAGACUGUGAGGGGGGGACAAAGGGACUUCUGGCAGGUCUCUGUUCUCCCACUGAUGGCCUCAUCUGCACUAUUCCUUGGGGAGAUUUCUUCACAAGCCUGACGUUCCUCCACAGCUGCCUGUCUUUCUUGACCGCUUCAGGCCAGGCCUGAGCAAAGCUCUUGGUGCCAAGGCCCUGCUGUGGUUAGCCAGAGGUCAGAGGAUGGAGCACCAGUCUUUUCCUGGCCCCCCGUCAGCACCCUCUGGUCACCCCCAGAUAGGAAGUUCAGAAGUCUAGAAAUAGCUGUCCCAGCUCAGCCACCCACUCUGCCAGGCCUCCUAGCAGGAGGUCCAGUCUCAGCUCGGGCAAGCCAGGCUGAGUUGGGGAACUACGUGUCCUGCCAUGGAGGACAAAGGUGAGGUAGAGCUAGUCGGGGCCAACCUGGGGUGGCAGACGGAGGGAGGGCAGGUACAAGACUCAGG
Molecule: messenger RNA, 1073 nt
Organism: Rattus rattus (black rat)
Lineage: Eukaryota; Metazoa; Chordata; Mammalia; Rodentia; Muridae
Gene: Lsmem2
Product: leucine rich single-pass membrane protein 2
Exons: 3
Coding region: 68-595 (175 amino acids)
Source: RefSeq, a predicted model, not a curated record